GCUUUGUAUACUUGCCCGAAAUCGUCCGUGGAGGAUCCGUACGCGUCCACGUCAAUGAAGCGGGCCGAGGAGUAUGCAGCUGUCGCGACCAAGCGGCCGCGCGCCGAGGACAAGCCGGACGCGCCGCCCGCGGAAGAGCGCCGAACUGUCCGCUUCGUCGAGACGGGCGCGCUCCUCUCGCUGGCCGACGAUGGGCUUACGGUCACAGGCAGUAAAGGCUAUUGCAUGGCACGCGCCAACUGCGGUAUUUGUCAUGGCAAUUGCUAUUACGAAAUCACGCUGCAGCCUGCCGACGUGCCGUACCACGUGCGCUUUGGCGUGGGCACCAAGAAGGCGGACAUCAACGCGCCCGUGGGCUUUGACGAGUCGAGCUACGCAUACCGCGAUCUCGAAGGCGCGAUCGUACACAAGAGCACACGCCGUGACGGCUACGGCGCAGCUUUCGGGCCGGGGGAUGUCGUCGGUGCCCUCCUCUUGCUACCCGAUCAAGUCGAAUCAGGUCCGGAUCCCACUUCGGCCAGUAGCCCACCCACAAAUCCUGCUUCGCCCAGCGUCGGCUCAGAAUCUCCGGCAGUGACGCCAGCGUCCGACGUCAAGAAGACGAACGGUAUCCUUCGCUUCUUCGUCAACGGCGUCGACCAAGGAGUGGCAUUCGACGACCUGCCCUGUGGCGAUGUGUACUACCCGUGCGUGUCCAUCUACCAUGCCGGCAGCGUCGUCGCCAACUUUGGCCCAUCCUUCCGGACGCCGAUGGGCGACGCGAUUCCAUACUCGAGCCCGUCCCCCUAGUACACGUAUUACACGGAGGUUGUACUACGCGUCUAUUAAAAAGUCAUGUGCUGCUCGUCGUGGUAUGGCGGCUGCACACACGAGUUGAUGAGGUGG
Molecule: messenger RNA, 885 nt
Organism: Saprolegnia diclina VS20
Lineage: Eukaryota; Oomycota; Saprolegniomycetes; Saprolegniales; Saprolegniaceae
Exons: 4
Coding region: 55-789 (244 amino acids)
Cellular component (GO): Set1C/COMPASS complex
Molecular function (GO): protein binding; transcription cis-regulatory region binding
Source: RefSeq, a predicted model, not a curated record